AUGUCCCGCCGCCUCCUAAUCCUCUACGGCUCCGAGACCGGCACCGCCGCCGACCUCGCCCACGAGCUCUCGCGCCUCGUCGAGCGCCACCACUUCCUCCCGACCUGCCUCGCGGCCUCGUCGCUCUCGCCGCCGGAAUCGCUGCCGUCGUGGCCGCUCGUGGUGUUUGUGUGUGCCACUACGGGGCAGGGCGAGAUGCCCGCGAAUGCGAAGGCGUUCUGGAGGUUCUUGCUCAGGAAGAAGAUUCCGCGCGAUUGGCUGAAGGAUACGUGCUUCACGACGUUUGGCUGUGGGGAUAGUACGUAUGCGGGGUUUAACUGGGCGGUGAGGAAGCUGCAUCGGCGGCUGCUGCAGGUGGGGGGUGUAGAGGUGGCGGAGAGGGGGGAGGGCGAUGAGCAGCAUGGUGACGGGAUUGAUGGCGCGUUCUUGCCAUGGUCGAGUAGGUUAUUGGAGGUCCUGCUGGAGCGAUAUCCGUUGCCGGAGGGCGUGGCGCCGAUCCCGAAGGAGGUGCUGCUGCCGCCAAAGUGGGUGCUGCAGCUUGACGAGGGUGCGCCGGAGGUAGUGGCGGCGGCGGGCGUGGAGGAGACGCAUGUGCCGCGGCCAGGCGCACUCGUCGGGGUGCUCAGUGCGAAUGUCAGAGUCACCCCCGAGACACAUUUCCAGGACGUGCGGCACAUCAAGAUCACGCUGCCCACGCCCGUCUCCUACGCACCGGGCGACACCAUCUCCCUCCUGCCCAAGAACCACCCCGACGACGUGUCCCACCUCCUCGAGCUGCAGUCCUGGCAGUCUAUCGCCGACCGCCCCCUCCAGUUACUCCCGAACCCCGAAGUCCCCACCGCCGCGCUCCCGCCAUCGCCGAUACCCUCCCCUGUGUCCCCGCUGACGCUCAGAACUCUCCUGACCCACCACGUAGACAUCACCGCCAUCCCGCGCCGCUCCUUCUUUUCCACAAUCGCGGCCCUUACUACUGACGAGACCCACGCAGAGCGUCUCCGCGAGUUCACGGACCCACAGUACACAGACGAGCUGUAUGACUACACCACCCGCCCGCGCCGCAGCAUCCUCGAGGUCCUGCAGGAGUUCUCGACCGUGGGCAUCCCCCUCGAUCGCGUCCUGGAGGUUUUCCCCCCGCUGCACGAGCGCCGUUUUUCAAUUGCUUCGCCGCCAACGACGAGGCCAGAGGUCGAGAUCCUCGUGGCCGUCGUCAAGUAUCGGACCAUCAUCAAGAAGAUCCGCGAGGGCGUGUGCACGCGCUGGCUCGCGGCGCUGCAGCCCGGCGCGGAGAUCACCGUGGCGUUUCAGCGCGGAGGGCUGGGCGAUGCGGCGGGGAGGCCGGCGGUCAUGGUGGCGCCGGGGACGGGGGUUGCGCCGAUGCGGGCGCUUGUUGGUGCGCGGGCGGCGAAGGGGGAGGAGGCGGAGGCGCUGCUGUUUUUCGGGUGUAGGAAUGAGGGGGCGGACUAUUUCUUUAGGGGGGAGUGGGAGGCGCUAGAGGAGAGGGGCGCGGUGAGGGUGUUUACGGCCUUCUCGAGGGAUCAGGAGAGGAAGAGAUAUGUGCAGCAUGUAAUCCGCGAGAAGGGGGAGGAGAUAUAUGAGGCGGUGGUGAGGAGGGGGGGCGUGGUGUAUGUGUGUGGGAGUAGUGGUAGGAUGCCGAGUGCGGUGAGGGAGGCGCUGGUGGAGGUGUUUGAGAGGUGGGGGGGCGUGGGGAGGGAGGAGGCGGAGGAGAUCUUGAAGGCGUUGGAGACGGAGGGGAGGUGGAGGCAGGAGACGUGGGGGUAG
Morchella sextelata is the source of this 1779-nucleotide messenger RNA. RefSeq lists its product as uncharacterized. The transcript has 2 exons. The coding region runs from base 1 to 1779 and encodes 592 amino acids. Gene Ontology annotation, molecular function: NADPH-hemoprotein reductase activity; FMN binding; flavin adenine dinucleotide binding. Gene Ontology annotation, cellular component: cytosol. The record is from RefSeq and is a predicted model, not a curated record. NCBI's taxonomy places the organism in Eukaryota, Fungi, Ascomycota, Pezizomycetes, Pezizales, Morchellaceae.